Molecule: messenger RNA, 16819 nt
Organism: Xyrichtys novacula (pearly razorfish)
Lineage: Eukaryota; Metazoa; Chordata; Actinopteri; Labriformes; Labridae
Source: the annotation of a GenBank genome assembly
AAACUCGGAGGCGUGGCUAUCAGGGAGCAGUGUGGUACGUGCCGACAGCCAGCGUCACUGUGGUGGACUGUAACAAGAACUCCAGCCCGCUGCCAGGCACGUCCCCGGACCGACGGGAUCCAUUGGAGAGCUAGGACCAACCCAGUUCGGUUCUGAGAGGAGAGUCCGGACGCUGCAGCUGCAUUCGUGUCCGACUGUGUUUCAUUUGACUGGAAGUGAAAGACGGAAGAGGACGGAGGAGCCUGUCAAGAUAAUACGAGGAAAAGGUGAGCCCUAAGGUUGUUUUAUUGAAAGCAUUAUCGUACAUUCAACAGUAGGUGGAGAAGUGAAGUUAAUGCUUUAGAGAGUGCUGUAACAAUAGAGCCUUCAGCCUUUGUUCCUGCUGCUGCUGCAUGGUGUUGCAUGGGCGCACACUGCACAGCAAAGCAGAAGUAAAGGAACUUAAUGUCUCAUCAUGCAUGCCCCUGAACCAGCCAGCUGUUAUUUUUCUAGACAUCUGCAAACACACUCAGACCUUAGUUGCUGGGUUGCUUUUACAUGCCAACUCUCAUCACUGUAAUUCUGUAUCUAUAUUAUUUUCCAGUGCAUUUGUAAAUAGAGUAAAAUUUUAUGCAUAUAAUGUAGAUUCUUUGGCACAAACACUCCUAAUCCUACCUAGAAAGCUCCUCUCAUGGAUUUAACACCCAUGCAGCCAUCAUGCAGGGUUGUUUUGAUCACGUACAAAGCCACAGCACAUCCCUGUCCUUAUUUGACUGCACGCCUCCUCCUUCUUCUUGUCAGUAUUUUUGCAGGAAUCAUGGAGGACGAACUGAUGUUCAGCAUGGAGGAGGAGGAUGGAAGCGCAAAGAGACCCCCUGUCCAACGCAGCUCCCCUCAUCAGCGGGCGUCCUCCGUCAGCGACGCCAACACCAGUGAUGAUGAUGACGACGAGGACCAAUUCAUCUGCCCCAUCCUGGACGACUCCGCCAGGGAGAUCUGCGGCUACCUGAAGAGUCUUGUUUACACCCGGCAGCUGUCAAACUCACUCCCAAAGACCAACUUUGUUUACAGGGUGAGCUUUUGCACAACACUGGCAUGAUAUUAUCCAUAAAAGGAAGCAAAUAUUCAAAACAGAGUACUGUAGAAGUGUGAAGUCAUGCUUGAAAACACUCAGCAAUGUAAGUCUGCGAUCUGAAAACAACUCUUUUCCGUAUAAGGAGAGAUGAACUCACACAGACCAAUAUUUGACAUGGGUGAUACUGAAGUAGUAAACUGGUCAGCAACCUCUUGGCUGCACUUUCUCUAAAGAACAGGAAGUCCUGCAGUUUGGUUUUCACCACAUGUGAUUAUGCUGCAUGUAAACACGUCCCUCCCUGCUCUCUCACAGCUCAGACAAAAAAAGAGGCUGAAUUCAAUACUUUGCACUCUUGUGAGAGCAGCUGCGCACCAGCCAACUGCAGGAAUAAAAGCUCUCUUUGUUUGUGAGGAUUGUAUGUGGGUGUUUGUUUUCUAAAAAUCUUGUUUAAUGAUGAAAAGUCCGUUUUCUUCACCUUUUUUUCACAUAGAAUGAAACAGGAACAGAGACAGAGGCAGAACCUCGAACGUACAAGGUUUUGUCCCAGAGUGCACGGGUAUGUUACAGAUCAUAUUUUAUCUUCUCUCCCUCCCUCUCCACCCGUGACCGUUUCUGCCUCACUGUUUCACUCCAACUUAUAAUUUACUGUCCUUUCCCUUCGCUGUUUUGCUGCUUUUCUCUUCUCCCAUAACUCCUUUGCGUCCUCACCAGUGCAUCCACCUUUCUCUCUGACAUUCAACCUCUAAUAAGUUCAAUCGGUUUACACUAACUUUCUUACACUAAGCUGAAAAAAGAGAAACAUGCAGCUCUUAUCACCCCCCAGGUUCAUGCCGUUUUUCCAUUAGCACCACACUGAGCUUUAUGACUCUAAAUCUGAAACUAGACUCGUCUGACCUGCCUGUCGAAUUUCUGCCAGCAUGGAGAAGUUUAAGACUCCUGCAGAUGUAAGACGCUCCUCCUUGCGGACGGUCCGCCACGUCACAUGACGCUUCGUAUUUCUCUUCAUGUGAAUCCUCCCCUUAAAUAGAAACAUGUCUAAAAUGCCUCCUCGACAGUGAACAUUGGCGUACGAGGGGGGACACAGGUCAGGGUUUUGGGUAACUGGAGCUGUUUUACAUUACCAGGGGACAUGUGAUUCACGGUUUCUAUGUGGGAUGUUAUCUUCUGUAAGUGGCACUGCUGCAGAUAACUGUCACUGCUAAGAGCUUUUCUGAUUGGUAAUGCAUUUUUAAAGGUCAUCUGAGGAUAUCUUAAAGGUACAGUGUGUGAUUUUAGCAGAACAGACUUUGCAGAAUCAUAAAUAUGUUAAAAUGAGUCUUUAAUCACCUGAAUAUGAAAAUAGUUUUCUUUUUAUUUACUUUGAAUUAGUCUUUUACAUAGUAGUCUACAUCAGGGGUGUCAAACUCAACCACAGCAAGGACCAUAAUCUGGAUUACAGUCUAAUCUGGGGGCCAAACAGGGUCAACAUUUCCCCAAAACUGUCAACCUCCUUUUCAAAAUAAAUCUAACAAAAACAGCAGUGAUUAUAAAUCAUUUGGAAAUUCAAAUAUGAUCAAAAGAUAGAACAUUUUUAAUCUUUAUUCUAUUUUUAUUUAUUAGUUUGACAGAUCAGAGCGUGAUAUUAAAAAUAGAAAAAUAAUGCUUUUAAAGAGCAAAUACAUGAGAAGAAAGUUGAAAUCAGGUUUAAAAGGUCAAAAUAUGACUUAAAAUUAAAAAUUGGUAUCUAAAGUAUAAAAAUGAAACAAGUCUAAAUACUGAGUUGAACAAAUUAAAGCAUCAAAUUAAAAAAUCAAUCAUAUUUGGCUUGUAAUCUUGAGAUGUAAAGUUGAAAACAUGAAAUAAAACACCAAAUAAUUUCCCCUAAAUUCUUGACUAUUUAUCAAAUCUUUCUUACUCUUUAAUCCCGGAUUUUCGUGGUUUAUUAAGGACAUUUUAAAUAAAGGUGCUAAAGUUUACAUUAUUAUCCUGGAGGAAAUCAGCAGACUUCAUAUUGGUGGGCCAAUAAUAACACAAAUAUGAUAUGAUCUUGUGAACCAGAUAUAAGUGUUCCAUGGACCAGAUUUGGUCCCCGGGCCUUGAGUUUGACACCUGUGGUCUACAUAAUAGUGGGGGGCAGAGGCACCCCCGAAACUCCUACAGGAGAACAGAAUAAAUGAACUAGUGAAAGUCAAGAUAUUGUGUUCAAAAUAACUCAUUUUGAUAAACAUUUGUGGUCAUAAAAACUCGGCAGAACUUAUCUUGCGUCGCCAAAGCUUCUUGUCCUCUAAGGCUACCGUCACUUCUUUAAUAAUCGAGAGCGUUUCAGUCACAGAUCAAUAUUUAAAUCAUUGGAAAUCAUGGAUGUCGAACUGUAAAAAUAAUCAAGUCUCUUGAAGCGACCGUUCAUUCAAGGUUUCCAUAUUUUCUUUUGACAUAUUCUCCUCCUUCUUUGCACAUUUCCUGACAAAUUAGUGUUUUUCCCUCCUCCCCUCUUUAACUUUCAUCCCUCCUGAUGUGCAUGCUGAUCAAACAAACUAAACAAGCAUCUUUGUAGAGCAGGCUUAGGUCUGCUGGGUGUGUACCUGAGCUUUGUUGUAACACGAUCUGCUUUAAUGAGAUCCUGAUUAGAGAAAUAAUCAGGCAUAAUGAAGAGACGAGGCUUUGGGCAUAAAUGAAAUCAGAAAGUGUCUCAAAUUUUCACUAAGAAGUUUCACAUUCUCCUCCUUCACUGUGCUCUAGGUUACCUUCCCUUUUUUCAUUUUUCACGUACCGUCGGCUAAUUUGUCGUGUUUCUUCAUCACGACAGGAUAUGUGGAAAAGGGCCAUCGCAAAGGCCAAAGCCAUGCCCGACCCCUGGGCUCAGUUUCACCUGGAGGACAUCAAGAGUGAACCCUGCACACGCUACAGGUCAGAACGAGUGUGUGACUGCGAACCAGCUGCUGUGAUCCUCCCUUUUUUACACCCGUCACCUGACAGAUAUUUAUAAUGAGUUUUAUUAAGCAACUCAAAUCCUCAAACUCUGAAACCGGCUCAGCUAAUUGUUAUGCAGCCAAGUUAGUGUUAUUGUUCACACCUCAGCUCCUCUUGCUGUGACGGGUCGACUUGUUCUCCUGAUGGUGAUGUUUUUAUUGCCACGUGAGGCUGUAAUUUCAAAGUACACAGGCACAGAAGUUAAACAAGAACCAUAGAUUUCCACAUUUUCCUGGUUUAUGACGUCUGAAAACUUGAGAUUUUGAGGCUUUUUUAUCAGGUUACAGUUAUUAAAUAAUAUUUUUAUGAGUGUCCCCCAGUGACAGAUGUGCUUUAUAGGAUACGAGCUUACAUCACUGAAGCGAUCUGUUUCACGGCUCGCUCAUAUCUCGGUCAGUGGAGCUAAUCUUAAAUGUUGACAAACAGAAAUGCCCCUUCACAGACACCUUUUGGCUCGUCCGCUCCUUCUUUUUUUAUCUCGUAAUGCAGGAGAGGAGCUUGAAUGUUGUUGACCCAGAUAUAACAGCCAACCCUGCAGACACACACACACACACACAGACAGACACACACACACACAGACUCCUGAGAGGGCUCUCAGAGGUGGAAAGAGUUAUAUGAGGGGAGCAACAUAACAGUGAGGGCGUGGGCAAGAAUCAGGAAGAACAAGAACGCCUCUGCCCGUGUGUGCUUGUCUGUGUGUGUGUGUUUGUGUGUCUGUGUGUGUCUGUGUAUGGGGGGGAUCUGUUACAUAACACACCGGUCUAUCUCUUUAGAGGAAAGAAGGAUCGUCAGGAGUGGGGUUUGACCUCGUGUUCCUUUUUUCAUGCGCUAAUUUUACCCCCCUGUAACCUCACUCCUCCACACGUAGUAUGAACUUGAUAGAAAGUCCUGGUACACGGUGUCCCCGGCCUGUUUGUUGGCAGACACCACAACUAUUAGGAUUUGGAAAAGGAUUUAGAAUACUGAAGCUUUAGAGAGCUGUGUAAACGUUCAGCCGCACCUUCACUUCAUGUAGUAUUGAUUAAACCAGGACAAACACGCCCUGCAAAGCCAAACAGACACGCUGACCCUGACGAAUACACAGUUGCAUCACCAUAUCGACAGUGUGAGUUCUUCUAUACUUCUACUUUUACCCCUCGUAGUCCUAGAGUCCCAAAGGAAACGGGCGUGGACUUAAAGGACCUCAACCUCUCCCAUUCAUUCUUCUCUUCUCGCUGCUUUUCCUCCGAGAGGAAGCAACAGGCUUUUUGUGCCUCCGUGAUAAGAAUUAAAACAGGCUGUUGGCAGACAAACCGCCUCACUCAGCCUCACAGAGCCUCGCUGAGGGCCAAGAGGCUAAAACUGUUUAAAUAACCGAACUUAAGUUUGAUCUGGUAUGAGAUAGAUAGUCAGAGCAGACAGCUGACCGUUGUGGAGGGCCCAGUGGGAGUGAUUUGUAAUGUAACAGGUGGAAAGUGAAGACAUGUGACAUUUUCAUCUCACACUGCAGGGUCACAGGGUCCGAUCCGUGACGUAAGACAAAAACCACUAAUGGAAAAUCUCACAGCCGCUCAGUUUUAGUGGGAGAAUCAGCUCCUAAAAAGUGGUCGUCUCUCAGUCUCUGAGUAUCUUUUCUCGAGUGAGUGGAAAGUUUAAAAGUAGUGAAAUAAGACAACUUCAGAUCACUCAUGUUUGUGUCCAAGUUUUCAAAGAUAAUAAACAAUCUUAAAAUGUUAAAAUUUAACUGUUAGUCACGAUUAACUUUAGCGUAAUUACGGUGUGCUGAAAGGGACAAAAUAGUUGGUUAAGACUGUCAGCCUCACAUAAUGUCACCAAAAUAAGCUUUUGUUUCGUCAAGAGGAUAAUUAAGCAAGGAUGUUCGUUACAAGAGUGAAUAUGUAAAUUAAUCUCUUUAAAGAUUCAAUAUUUGGAUUUUUCUUGCCUUCACUAAGUACAAGUGGACGACAAAUAUCAGUAUUUGGACUGCAGAUACCAACACCGAUAUUGAGAGAACAUGCAGGCUGACAGCUGAUAUAUAGCUUUACAAUUUUAAGUAUAUAUAGUUUUAAAUAAGACGCAAAGUUACCGAUCUUGAAUGAUAAUUUAUCAGAGAAGAGGAGAUGAGAAAAAUAUGAGGUUCAGUGAAGUAACGACUUCUGGAUUAAAAAAAGGUAAAUAGUUGGGUAAAAACAUUAAAUCUUUUAUAUAUUUAAUUGUCUUAAACAGUAAGAUGUUUUUAAGAAGAGGCUCAAGACUCUCUUUUUUAACCAGGCUUUUCACUAAUUACCAUUUUAUAUUUCUCUUAUUGCAAAUAUUCAUUUUAAUCAAAGUUCUUAAUGAUUAUUUAAUGUCAUUUUAUUAAUUAUUAUCUCGUCAAAGGUUUUUACUUCUUUUACCCCUUUGUUAUACGGUAAAGAGCUUUUACUUAUCUGUUUCAUAUGAUUUUCUUGUUUUAGUCCAUCAGGUUUUACUGUUUUUACCAUUUUUAUUUUUAUCUCCAUUGUUUCCCAAAGGUCGCAUAAUGUCUCGGUGUCAGGCCAUGUCUCUUUGACAAUAUAGCUUAAAUUCUCACACUGUGUGCGGUUGUGUGUGUGUGUAUGUGUGGGAGAGUGAGGGUGGGUGUGUGUCUUUGUGUGAAGUUCGGGUUUUAUUGUUGUUAAUUGUUGUUUUUAGCCUCUGUGAGGAACUUUGAACUGCAUAUUUUGUCUGAAAAGUGCCAUAAAAAUAAAAUGCCAAAAGUUGAAUUUGAAUUUGAAUAUAGAUGGAUCUCUAAUUCAUGAUAAAAAAAGACAAACUCUGUGUUAUCCUGUAGAUUUUAUAACACAAUAUCUUCUGUAUGAACCUCCAUCUUGUAUUUGUGUGAUUCGCAGGUACAACGCCGUCAGAGGAGAGUGGGCUCAAGACCAGGUCCACAUCAAGAUGGGCGCCCAGGUACGGAGUCUAGAAAAACUCCCAUCUUUGCUGAUAUUUCUGAAACAUUCACCACUUCGAGUUUCUUCUCUCUGAUCUGAUCGAUUUCCUCUUCCUGGUUUCUCACAGCCGUUUGGGAAAGGGGCCAUGAGGGAGUGCUACAGAACGUAAGUAGUCAUGCUCGUCGUCCCUCGUGUUCUGGUAGCGGAGUCCUUCGAGGUUCUCAAGUGUAAACAAAGCAGAGGGGUCUGCCCCUCAAAGACUUGAAAAGAUGCCGGAUCGAAAAUUCCUCAAAUCUCUUUCUCUGACGUGGGAGGGUGCCGCUGUCAAACUCACGCCAAAGAUGGUGCGGAGUGUUUCCCAACUCCGUCAGAUCUUCCAUGAUUGCGCUGGAGUCUAUUUUUAACUUUACUAUUCCUUGGAAAUAAACUAAAAUUAAACACGCGGUGCUUUAAAAGCUCUGCUGUGUUUUUGUCUGAGAGUGCGGGAUGAGAGAGAAAAGAGGAUAAUGGUGUUAUUGUCGAUGUUUAAUCCUCAGUUAUGUGGGAAAUGUGAAAGAGAGGCAUCUCAGCUGUGUGCCGUUUGCAGAAAACACCCACACCGAUCGAAGCCAGAGCACAAAAAUAAACCGAUCAACUUAGCUCCUGUGAAAUAAAGCCUCUACAUCUGAACAAUGGCGGAUUGUCCCUUUAAAUGAUGUUGAUUUUUUUGUUGAUACAUUUUUCACGGUGCAGGUUUUCUCGCUCUUAUUUCCUCUCCCUCCAGGAAGAAGUUGUCUAAUUUCUCUCACAGCAGUAACUGGAAGUCGGCCUCCAACUAUGUGACCAAGCGUUACAUGGAGACGGUGGACAGAAAUGUUUACUUUGAGGACGUCAGGCUGCAAAUGGAGGCCAAGCUGUGGGGAGAGGAAUACAACCGUCACCGGCCUCCCAAACAGGUACACACACAAACACACAGUCCUGUUUUUCUUUAAAUGUAGGCACCCAUAUUAGUGUAACAUGUUCGUGUUCACAGACUGGGUCCUGGAGGUGAUUUUAACCCAAUGCAGUGAUUUCCACGACAGUCAUGUCUAUUUUUGAGCGUCUGAAGAUCAGAGUCUUCCAGUUUUGGUUUUCAGCCCUCAAGUUUCAGAAACUUUUAAUGCUAUAAGAAGUAGAAGAUGAAAAUUGAAUCAUUUUCUCACGCAGUCUCUCACAGAAUGGUAAAAAACUUCCCAUCUUUACUUCUAAGAGACUUCGCCUCUCUGGAAAACCCUUUUUACACCCAAUCAUGUGACUGACCUGUUGCAAAUUAACUUAAUUAAAUUAGCUGAAAGAUGUUCCUCCAGGUGCCACCUUACUUUUUAGUGUUUUCUUCAUCCUUUCACGAGUUUUUGAGAAGUUUCUGGCACCAGAUUGGAGCAUAUACAAGUCUAUUUUUUUCAUUAGAAAAUAAAAGGUUUUAGUUUUAACUUCUAACUUUUUGCUCUACUCUUGGUUAAAUAUGGAGUUUGAAUGAUUUGCAAACCAUUAUAUCAUUCCUUUUGAAUGUUGUUUGUGUUCAUUUUAAUCCUUCAAGGGUUUCUGCUGGGUCUUAAAAAGUUUUAAAAAGUCUUAAAACGUCUAAAAAUUUGAAUUCAAGGCCUUUAAAUGUCUAAAAUUCUCUUAAAACCUCAUAAAAUGACUUAAAAACAAUUUGGAAAGUUCUUAAAAAUGUAUUGUUCCUUGCAAAUAAAGAUUGAUUUAAAGUUAAUUUAAAAUUUUCUGAUUUCCCUUCAUGUCUUUUGUCUUUUUUACUCCAUUGCAUUCAUUAAAGUCUUAAAAAGUCUUAAGUAUAACUUAUUGAAACCUGCAGAAACCCUGUCCUUCUUCUACUUCUGUAUUUUUCCCUUUUUGUUUAUUUUAGUCAUUACUGUGAGCUUUUCCGUCUGUCAGCACUUGUUCAGCUUACUCUUUAAUUAAACAGCACUAUGUGACAGAGGAGCAGCUAAUCCUUUUUGCUUUAGCAUGUAAAACUAUUUAAAAACUGCCCAAACUCUGAUAUGCCUUCAGACGUUUUUCUGUGGAGUGAUUUAAAGAGUCCUCAUUUAGAUCCACAUGUGGCUUGGACCUGGAUCAAACUGCUCAGCAGUGCAGUCCAAGUUCAUAAGAGGACAGAAAAGACGCUCUGAAGAGGAAUGGAGAAGUUCCUCGCACACAACAGCUGCUGUUGUGACAGCUGCCUGAUUGUUUGUUUGUGUCCUUCAGGUGGACAUCAUGCAGAUGUGUGUUAUAGAGAUGACAGAAAGACCGGGUAAACCUCUCUUCCACCUGGAGCAUUACAUCGAGGGAAAAUACAUCAAGUACAACUCCAACUCCGGCUUUGUGAGGGACGACAACAUCCGGCUCACUCCACAGGUGAGAGAUGUUUCUCCUUCGAUAAUCAAAGACCUUCAGAUGAUCAUCACUUUAAUCACUUCAUUAACGCUCAGUGUUUUUCUCACGUGUCCGUCAGGCUUUCAGUCACUUCAGUUUUGAGCGAUCCGGACACCAGCUGAUCGUCGUGGACAUCCAAGGAGUGGGAGACCUCUACACUGACCCUCAGAUCCACACGGAGCAGGGCACUGACUUUGGAGAUGGAAAUCUAGGUACGGUGUGCCCUGACACUCUGCAGAGAGCACAACAGGGUGACGUUCAGCCAGAGGUUAUCCACUAAACUUCAACUCCAUCCCGCCUGUGUUCCAGGUGUGCGAGGCAUGGCUCUCUUCUUCCACUCCCACCUGUGUAACAAGAUCUGCAAGAGUAUGGGCCUGACGCCCUUUGACCUUUCACCUGCGGAGAAGUCCCAGCUGGACUCCACCAACAAACUGCUUGUAAACACAACGUUUUAAUAAAAGCAGAUCAUCUAGAGCAGCUAAUUCAAGUAAAAACGAGUUUAUGAGGUUAUUUCAAAGACACAAACUUGAGACUUAAGGAAUAAAUUUGUAGAAAAGAUCUAAAUUGAAAUGUUAAAACUGCUUGAAAAUAGCAAAACAAAGCUCAAAGAUAAGAAUGGGACGUUUAAUUAAAAAAUGAUCCCGUCAGAUAAUUCCAGAUUUGUGUUUUAUGUCCUGGAAGAUUAAAGUUAUUAUGAGUAUGCAGCAGAAAAACUGUAGAGAGGAUCACAUGUCAGAUUAUCCUGUCAAGAUGACUUUAGAUAUAUCUUCACCGCUCGCUUUGAUAUCCACUUUUGUUCUUUCCUGAGGAGAAAAUCUCUGUGUUUGAUUCCAGAGGUCGGCUCAGACGGUGCUGCGAGGCUGCGAGGAGCCCUGCGGUUCUCCUCGUAUCCGCACCAUGUCAGUAGGCCGAGCUCCUCCCCUGCUGUCCCGCCUGUCCGAGACGUCAUCCGCAGACGAGAGCAUGAGCGAGACGGACUCGAUGCCCUGCUCACCCUUCAUCCUGCCCUACUCCCCUCAGGCUGGACCAGGAUCUGUGGGCAAGUCCCCCAUCGGUACAUACACCAAGAAAUUAUUACAAACUGCACAUGUCGAUUUUGUGUUUUUCAAAUGUUUGAACGUGUUGGUUUGUAUUUUUUCAGGUUUAUCUUUUCCUGGGAUGUACGAAAAUGACAGACUGAACAGCAACAACAACACAGCUGAACACAAUGUGAGUGAUCGCUCAAGAAAAGGUACAAAGAUGGAUCAGAAAGGGAUUUCAUUUUUGACUAUGUGGUCAGUGUUGAGUUAAAAAAACAACACCUUAGAAAUCAGACAAAAUUGAGCAUAAUGUUGCUAAAACGACCAAAUAUGGUCCCUUGAGUCUGUGGAUAAGUGGUGUCGCAAUCAGAUUAAUCAGCUUUUCUUCAGAAUCCUGUUUCCACAUCGCUCCAGAAACUCGAGGCUUGACCGUGACAAAACUGAUCCUCUCUCUCUCUCUAAAUAUCUGAAUUUUUUUUUACAGACUUUUAUGUGAACCAAGUUUAGUUGCUGUUACUUCUUCUACAUAUUCAUGAAUACAUGAGCGUAUUUAUCUAGAUAUGAUGUUAGAAAGCACGAGCACAAGUCUAAGAAAGCUGACUCCUGCACCAGACUGAACCUGCUUUUCCUGAAAUAGUUUAUUGACGUUGGCAAAGAGUCUUAGCAACUGCAGUUUGGUUUGUUACCAGAUAUGAUAUCAGCCCCUAAAAUAAGCUGCUUGACACUAAUUCUCAGUAUAAAUUUGAUAGUUGAAACUAGGCCUGCACGAUAUAUCGUUUGACUAUCGUCAUCGCGAUGUACGUGUGUGCGAUAGUCACAUCGCAGAGCCUGUGAUAUUGGAGGUGAAUGAACUCAUUUAAUUUCAAGGGUAACCGACUGAGAUACACUCCAUGUGACUCUGCAUGUGCUGUGCAGCGAUCCACCAAUCGCCUUCGUCCUUAACUCAGUUGCCAAUCAGACUCACUUCUCAGUUGCCAAUCAGACUACCCUGCCAGCUGUCAAUCAAAAUCAGGGAGGAGAAAACCCACCCCUGCACAUGUUCUGCACAUGGAGGGAGACGUGUGUCCGCUGAGAAUUACUUUCGGAACUUUACUGACUGUUUAGCCCAACAAAUAAGAAUUGUAUGGGUUUUAAAUUGUACAUUUCCGUGGACCACUCUACUAUAAGCAGUGCGCGUUUUGCGAGGUGCAUGCAAUUCUCGGAGGACAUGCGUUUCUCGGCACAACACCGCUAACAACAACAACAACGAUCGCAAAAUGAACAACGAACAAGCGAAAACCACCGAAAAUGAAGAUUUGUUGCCAAAAAGAAAAGGAAAGUCAGUUAUCUGGAAUUAUUUCGGUUAAAAGAAGGAUGAUGUCGACCAAAACACGUCUUCUGUGUUCACCUGUUGCCACAAUAACGUCCCAGCACAAUAAAAGCUAAAAAUAUCGCUGAGACAGACAGAAGCCGUUCUACUAACAUUCACAAAAAGAGGUAAGAUCAGAGCAGAUUAACUGUCCUCAAGAUUUUAGCAGUGCAGCAUAACAUUAAGUGCUAUUCAGGUCAUCUGGUGAAAAUACUGUAUUUUUAAUACCAGAUAUGAUAUCAGCCCCUAAAAUAAGCUGCUCUACACUAAUUUUCAGUAUAAAUUUGAUAGUUUAAACUCAGACAGAGAAAGUGCAGUGUUAAAUCCUGCACAUUGACUUGUAGUCCAAAUGACACACUUGUUGAUUUAAUGCAGUUUCUGUAACAGCACAUCAUAUAAAGCAUAGAUUCAUGUGUUUAAUACGUUUUGCACUAUGAUGUCUUAGAGAUAAAGUAAUAUUGCUUUUUUUUUAAGUUGCAUUAAAGGGAUAUAAAAUUAAUUUAGGGUCAAACACACCAUAACACUGAGUGAGACGCCCCUUCGAAAGAUAAAUGUUGCCGACCGCUUGCUUCUCUAGUUAUACCAACUGUAGUAACGACCGCAUGAUAGCAAUACACAGCAGUCUGAGGAGCCAUAAACUAACAUGAACCAAAAUGCCACAAAUAAUGCUCAGAACAGCACCUAACUUCAUCAACAGGACAUAUAGGGUCCCAGCCAUAGAGCUAGCCACCAAACAUCUUUUUAACUUUGACUAAUUUCUUUUAAUUUGUGAGGGAGCCCUGACGAGUUGAUCAUCAAGUGCAGCGGAGUUUCGCAGCUCAAGGAAGAACAUUUAUGAUAAUUUCUUCAUGGAAAUGCAAUCAGACCAGGAUGCAGUGCAAAAUGACAAAUAUGAUGAUUAUUACUUCAAGGAAAUGAUAAAGAAAUGAUCAUAAAUGUUCUUCUUGGUAUAGUUGGUAUAACUAGAGAAGCAAGCGGUCGGCAACAUUCAUCUCUCGUUGGGGUGUCUAACUUGGUGUUAUGGUGUGUUUGACCCUAAAUUAAUUUUACGCCGGAAUAUCCCUUUAAGUGAAGUUAUAGCAAUACUAACAGUGAUAUUAUAUUGAGAAUAACUAUUUGUGAUAUAAUCUGAGAUAGAAGUCGACCCUGAUGGAGCGUCAUUUUCCUGUUUAGUUGUUCUUCUGAAUUAUUUCGUAACUUCCUCGGUUGUGUAACUUGGUGUUAAAUAAAUAUAAAGUCACAUUAUCACGAUGUGUGACGCAACAAGGUCAAGUUUGAAUGAUGAAGAGCUGCUCCAGCGCGCCGCCAUGUGCACACAGCUCCCGGUUCAGCGGUCGUGUUUAUACCGUGUUUGUUUUAUUUUUGGUCUCUAGGAAUCUGAGAGCGGAGGAGACAGCGGCUACCCCAGCGAGAGGAGGAGCGAGGGCGACCCCAGUGACCACGUGGACGGGGUAAAGAUUCCCUUCUGACCUUUAUCUGAUGAGAUUUUGAACCCAAUUAUUUAGGACUUCUCUCUCCAAGAUAAACACAAACAUCCAUUAUUUAUACUGCAGAUUAACUAUAAAUUUACAGUGUUUAUUUUAGUUUUCUGUCAUUUUAAAGAUUUCAGGCGUAUUUUGGUUCUUAAUACUUUAAAGAUAUUUUCAGCUCUGUAGUGUUAGACUUCUCGUGUUCCUGUCUCUAGUUCCCUCCCCUGUUUGCGUCAGUAGCUGUUAGUCUGUUAACGUUUCUUCUCCUACACAUGAAGUUUGACUGUUUUCAUGCCGCAUGUUGUAUCACCACGUAGGCUCAUCAUCGCCCUCACAGACAUUAUUCUGAGUCGGAUGACGACAGUGUCAGACGGGUAAACAAACGCAGCGAUAUCAGUGUGCAAACUUCAUCCUCUCCUCAGUCAUAAUCAUCAACCCUGUCAGAAAAUAAUCCUCUGAUUCUCCUCACUGUUUCCUCCCUUUACUUUGUUUUUUUCCCCUUUUCUGUUUAACAAUAAAACCCUUUCCUCACUCUUCCUCCUGCUCUUUGUGUUCCCCUCCUUAGAGGAAGAUGGUAGCUCCUCCCAGAGUCUCUGCAUCUUUUAACUCAUAUGCAGACCACGAAUGGGUGAUUAUUUGCAUGGAGUCGUUCAGCCCGUGCUUUGCUCUGCAGCCUUUUUUUAGUUAGAGAGCGUAGUAAAGCAUGAGGUCUGAGGCUGAAAAUGAAACAAAUGCUUACACCAGCUGCAACUUUUCCACACCCGGUCGACCUUUAUAAAAGAAAAGAUGAGAGUUUGACUGAAAAACCAUCUACCUCUCUUCAUUGACUUCAUCUCUUCGUAAAAGUGUGUUUGUGCUGCUUCCAUGCUUCACGCAACAGGGGUGUACUCCUCCACACACAGUUGAUUUAUCCAAUGAAACUAUUCUGGAGGAGUGCGCCCCUGAGAGUGGAAUUUCCUGAUUUCUCGACUGAAUUUUCCCUUUUUUUCGCUGAAGAUCAGACGACAUCCCUCUCACUGAUUCUCUUUUUUCUCUCAGCUGACGGAGGAGAAGUGGAGCUUCUACCACUCGUCUCGCGCUCACGUCCACAGACCUUCCUGUGUGGCCACGGAGGUGGAGCGGCUCAACGCUCUGCUGCAGAAGAAGAUCGGACAGUCGAUCCUCGGCAAGGUAAAAAAUCCGACCGGACAGUUGCUUCUUUUGAGUCAAAUUUAAAAACUCACUUUUACAGACUCGAUUUUAUGUGAUGCCGUCUUUUCUCUUUCUUCUUUUUUCUCUUUUACCUCUUUCUUAUUUCAACUUACUGUGUUUUUAGCUUUUGAUUUUCUUAUAGUCUUUUCUUAUUUAACCUUUAAGGCCUUUUAUUGAUUUUGUUGUUUUUUUCCUGCUCAUUUUUGUUAUUCCAUUUUAUCAUUACUAUUACCAUCAUUAUUAUUAAUAUCCUCCUUUUAUAUUUACUAUCCUGUUUCCUGCUUCAACCCCCCCUUUUUAUUAAAUUUCUUUUUCUUUCCUAUUUUGUGUUUUUAUUUUGGUCCUCACGGUCUCAUUUUAUGUUGUAGGGUUCCUGUAUUGUCUGUAUUGACUGAGCUUUUGUUUUUUAUUUGUUUUUAUGUCCAUGUUCUGUGCUUUACGACUGUUUGUCAAAGCACUUUGUAAUUUUCUGUUUUUUAAAAUGUGCUAUAAAAAUAAAGUUAUUAUUAUCUGGAAUUAAUAAAGAUAAAAAAGGUGGACUGAUCUGACACCUGCUGGUCAAACUUGGAGUUGCUUUAUUUUAAAACCUAGACACUCAAAACUCAAGAGUGGAUUACAGCUGCUAAAAGCACCAAGAGUUGUGCAUCAUUUGCCUGCUCUCUGCUCCUUCUUACUGUUUAAAGCAAAAUAUUGUUGCAAAUAUUGUUAAUGAUACUCAAGUGCAAAAAUGCCCACAAAAUUCAGCUUCAGCUCAGAGAAGAUUGUUAUAAUUUGUCAUUUUACUGUGACUGAAAUGAACGAUAAGCAUCUGAGCCCUGCUGCUCAGAGCUGCGCUGUGCACUCUCUUCCUGACUGCAUUAAACCGUGUCCACAUACAGUAUAUAGUGAUCUGCGUUUGAGAGGGACACUUCAUACCCUCCUUUCUUUCUUCAAAAUAAGUGUAUCUUUGGUUUCUCUUCUGUGUAGGUCCACCUGGCGAUGGUGCGGUACCAUGAAGCGGGUCGGUUCUGUGAGAAGGACGAGCAGUGGGAUCAGGACUCGGCCAUGUUCCACCUGGAGAGAGCGGCUCUGUGUGGUGAGCUGGAGGCCAUCAUAGCUUUAGGACAGUGUUACAUGCAGCUGCCACAUCACAUCCUGCCCGAUCUGGAGCUGGAGGUAACAAGCGCUUCUCUGCUCUCUAACUCGAUACGCUUUUAUCGGACACGUCGGUGUUUGUCUGACGUUACUCUGUUGACGGCAGGAUAACGCAGGAAACAGGAUGAAAGGCUUUAAGUAUCUCCUGCUGGCCGCUGAAGCGGGAGACAGAUUAUGUAUGAUCACUGUGGCCAGAGCCUUCGACACCGGACUCAACCUUCCAGCUGACAGGUCAGUGAAACAGUUCUGGUGUGACACUCAGGGUAACACUGCCCCCUUGUGGGUUAUCUAGAGGCUUGCACCAAAGAAAUCGAUGAAGGUUUUCAUUGUUUCAUUGAUCCAGAAAGCAGAACUGGGAAGAGGCGAUCCACUGGUACGACAGCGUUUUGAACAUGACGGACUACGAUGAGGGAGGAGAGUUUGAUGGGACCCAAGACGAGCCUCGUUACCUCCUGCUGGCCAGAGAGGCGGAGAUGUACCAGGAGGGAGGGCACAGUCUCACCGCAGACCCACAGAAAGCAGGUUUGACCUCACUUAAACUUAACAAAGCUUAUGAAAUUAACAAAACAUCGAUUAGAUCUACUUUUUCAUUAUAAUUUAUGUCUAAAUAGAGAUCUAAAAAGUGUGUCGACCAUCGGCUGACCUGCUCUCUUAUCAGUAUCAGCAUCGGCCGUCAAAAGAGUGAUUGGUUGAUCACUAAUGCACACAUAGAGGAGAAGUUCUUCUUCACUUUCUGUCCAUUCUCACACAUUUAAAAAGAAACAUCUCCAGGUCUCUCCAAGUGUUAAAAACACACAGUGCUGCUUCUGUCCUCACCUCUUUGUUUUUUGCUGCAGGUGAUUUGUUUACAGAGGCGGCGGAAGAUGCCAUGGCGGCCAUGAAAGGUCGACUGGCGAACCAAUACUAUAUGAAAGCUGAAGAAGCCUGGGCACUCAUGGAGGAGUAACUCUGGAUUCGUAUUUCUAUUUCAAAAAGGCCACGGGAGUUAGUUUGCCUGACUGUUAGCCAGGCUAGUUUACAGAUUUUUUUAAUACAGUGUGUUUUGCUAAUGGUGCUUCGUGUGUGUGUGUGAGUGUGUGCGCAGGGUUAUUUUUUUGCCCUCAAGGAUCAAUCUCACCCAUCAGCUGUCUGAUCUUUCCUGUUGUUCAUGGAGAUACUCACCCUGAUCGCUCUUUACUUUCAUUUUACAUCUCUAUUGACCCUUUUUAGCUUUUUGCUAAAUGAAUGCAUGAAAAAGAAACGCUGCAAAAUCAAAGAGAAGUGCGAAAUGUUAACUGACUUUGACCCAAAUGUUAACCAAUUUGUGUUCCAAGAAUUUAUGUAAAAAAAGAAGUUGUAAAAUAAAGUUUGAAUGAAUUUUGGGUACAAAAAAA